CUUUUAAAAAAAAAACAGAAUUAAACGCUCUUUUAGUCUUGUCACUAGUCAAUAUUAAAUAUUUUCUUCUUGUUGUCUUUUUAUUAAUACUUCUCCUGAUUAACUACUAUACUAUAUAUAAUAUCGUCCUCUUUCUAGCAAACAUAAUCCACCACCAAAAAAACACAAUUUUAAUUUCUCAUCCUUUCUCAGCUUUAUAUAUUAAUUAAAGUUAAUUUUUUUGUUUAUAUCAAAAGCAAAAAAUGGGAGUUUCAGGUACACUGGAAUACUUAUCUGAAGUACUUAGCAACGUUAAGAAGAGCAAGAAAAAGAAACAAAUCGCAACUGUGUCCAUCAAGAUUAGAAUGGACUGUGAAGGUUGUGCUCGUAAAGUUAAAAAUGCUCUCUCUAAAGUAAAAGGUGCAAAAUCAGUGGAUGUGGACUUAAAGCAACAAAAAGCAACGGUAACAGGAUUUGUGGAGCCAAAAAAAGUGUUGAAGGCAGCAAAAUCGACUGGUAAAAAAUGUGAAAUUUGGCCAUAUGUGCCUUAUAGUAUGGUGGCACAUCCUUAUGCUGCUGGUGUUUACGACAAAAAAGCACCUCCUAAUUUUGUAAGGGCAACUACUGAUCCAUCUGUUGCUCACUUAAAUCCUGUUGAAGAACAAUAUUCACUUAUGUUUAGUGAUGAAAAUCCAAAUGCUUGUAAUAUUAUGUAGUAGUACUUGAUUAUUAGUAUAGUUUUUUUUCCCUUUAUUAUAAAGUAUACUUGAUCCUUUGUGUGUAUUUUUAUUGUACUGUAUAAAGAAUUUUGAUUUGUGAAUUAAAA
Solanum pennellii is the source of this 805-nucleotide messenger RNA. RefSeq names its product heavy metal-associated isoprenylated plant protein 24-like. The record is from RefSeq and is a predicted model, not a curated record. Gene Ontology annotation, molecular function: metal ion binding. NCBI's taxonomy places the organism in Eukaryota, Viridiplantae, Streptophyta, Magnoliopsida, Solanales, Solanaceae. The transcript is spliced from 2 exons. Bases 243 to 695 code for a protein of 150 amino acids.